Messenger RNA from Caenorhabditis remanei, 738 nucleotides. RefSeq lists its product as uncharacterized. The transcript has 5 exons. NCBI's taxonomy places the organism in Eukaryota, Metazoa, Nematoda, Chromadorea, Rhabditida, Rhabditidae. The record is from RefSeq and is a predicted model, not a curated record. Bases 1 to 738 code for a protein of 245 amino acids.
AUGAAGUUCUACUCUUGGUCUCUCGCGAAAAUGGCAUAUGUAGAAAGUCACUAUCUCGAGCUCAAUGCAGAGCCAGAUUUCAUUGAUAACGUCGAUGCUCAUAAUGCUCAGCAAGUUGAACCGAAGUUCUCCGAUGAUUCACAAAAAACAAUGCCAAAAUCGGAUUACUGUGGAUUUGAAGGAGACGACAUUCCACCGGUCUAUCGUGCUCAAUUGCGUGCCGCCCAGAAAACAAAACUGUCGAUUUCUGAACCAAAGUCCUCGUACAUUUACGGAAAAGACGAGAAGGAGAAACCGAUGAGCGAGGAGAAAAUCGCUCCAAUCGAAGCUCAAUCUGUUGAGUACUACGUUCCAGGAUUCUCUCCUCCACCACAAAACGAUGGAGAAGAUGUUCAAAAGAGACUUGAUUUCUCUCUUCCAAAGAUUCAAGCGGUCGAAGCAACUGAACAUGUAUUCGAUAUCAAAGGGAAACAUGAAGAAUCUCAAUAUGUUCUCAUGGAAAACGAAGAUCCGAUCAAAGUGAACAAAAAGACAGAAAUGGAAAGUGAGAUCUCGUACACCUCAUCUGAUGUCACUUCAUCGAUCGCCACGUCGUCGUGUCUUACAGCUUCGCUCGGACCUGCUUAUGGGGAAAUCAACUCGGGACGUUUUUCCAAUGAUAAAUACAAGGGUCUGAGUGCAUUCCAGCCAGUCACCAACGGUGUUCAAUCUCAAUAUGUUUCGGAGGAACUCAACUAG